Molecule: messenger RNA, 6229 nt
Organism: Chlamydomonas reinhardtii
Lineage: Eukaryota; Viridiplantae; Chlorophyta; Chlorophyceae; Chlamydomonadales; Chlamydomonadaceae
Exons: 18
Coding region: 75-5687 (1870 amino acids)
Biological process (GO): protein deubiquitination
Cellular component (GO): nucleus; cytosol
Molecular function (GO): cysteine-type endopeptidase activity; cysteine-type deubiquitinase activity
Source: RefSeq, a predicted model, not a curated record
GACCCGGCGCAUGCGCAUUCGGCUCGUGGCUUGUCCGACCAGACAUGCAAGCUUUUAUCAUUAGGCGCUGAAACAUGCCUCGUCCCGCGAAAGGCAAACGCGGCAAGGGAGCGGGUGCGGUCGGGGGCCAUGACGCGGCCGAUCUUCUUGAACGGCUCAACAGCAGCGGCCUUGGUGAAAAAGAGGUGCUUGCGAUUGUAGGGGCCAACAAGGUGCCCUGCGAACACCUCCGGAGCCCUUGCGUGAGGAACCGGAAGGAGAAUGUGGCAUGCUUCUGUCAGCUCGUGCCUGCCGAGACGUCGUACCGCAAAAAGGGGCUGUGGCAAAAGGAGCAGACGUACCUAGGGACGCUGGGGUCGGACCCCAAGGAGAGGCAGCGAGAGGACGCGGCCACGCCCGCCGGGCUGCGCAACCUGGGCAACACCUGCUACGCCAACGCGGCGCUGCAGUGCCUGUUCUCCAUCCCCUCGCUACGCACCGGCAUCUACACCGCGGAGCCGGCGGUGGCGGGCCACGACAUCCUGCGCCAGCUGCAGGGCCUGUUCCUGCAGAUGCAGUUCGGGCCGCAGCGGUCGGUGGACACGGAGGCGCUGGCCAAGACGUUGGGCCUCAACCACGCCGUUCAGCAGGAUGGUCAGGAGUUCUUGAAGCUGCUGCUCACGCGCGUGGAGCAGCUGAUGAGCAAGUCUAGCGACGGGGCGGCACGGCGGCUGGUUCCUCAGCUGUUCCGUGGCGGUCUGUCCUACGUCACCACCUGCCAGCGCUGCGGGCGUGACUCGAGCAGCUCUCACGAGGUGCAGGACUUUUACGACCUCAUGCCCCAGGUCCGCGGCUUUGGCUCGCUCACUACCAGCCUGGCAUCCUUCCUGCACGCCGAGUCGCUCAGCGGUGACAACCGCUACCUGUGCGACUUCUGCGGCACCAAGGUGGACGCGCUGCGCCGCGUGCGGCUGCGCGCGCUGCCGCCCUACCUGUGCCUUGCGCUGCAGCGCUUCUAUUUUGACCCCCGGACUUUCGACAAGGCCAAGGCUCUGGACAAGUUCGCCUUCCCGCUGACGCUGGACUUCAGCCAGGUGCUCGCGGAGGCGGCGGCCGCGGAACAGGCGGCAGCUGGUGCGGCAGCGGCGGCGGUCGCUGCCUCUACUGCAGACGCCGCGGGCGCGGCCUCAGACGCUGUGCCCAAUGCCGACGCGGCGGCGCCGAAGGCGGCAGACGCGGCCGCUGCCGCGGCGGCUGCGGUGUCUCUGGAGACGCCCUCGUACCCGGUGGAGGGCAGCCCCCUGUACGAGCUGGUUGGCAUCCUCAUCCACAAGGGCUCGCAGGCGCACAGCGGACACUACGUCGCGCACAUCAAGGACCAGGCCAGCGGGCAGUGGUGGCGCUUUGACGACGAGGUGGCUGCCUGCAUUGGCCCCGACCCCGCCGCCGCCUUCCAGUCAGACCACGGCGCGGUCGGCGCGGCGGCGGCGGCGGCGGCCGCCGCUGGCGGAACGGCGGCGGACGGCAGCACCAAAGGCGCAGGCGCCUCCCGCAAGCGGACGGCCACGCAUGAUGACGUGGACUAUGAGGAGGAGGCAGCCGCGGCGGGAGAGGAGCCAGGCCGCGGUGGCGGUGGUGAGGAGGAGGAGGAGGACGAUGAGGAGGACGGAGGUGCGGGCGGCAAGCGCAGCGGCAGGGGCGGCCGAGGCGGGAAAAAGCGAGCCCGGGCGGGCAGCCGCGCCGGCAGAGGUGGCAGCAGCGGCGGCGGGCGCGGCGGCAAGAAGGGCACGGCGGCUGCGGCAGCCGGUGUUUCUGCCGAGUCAGGGGCGGGCAAGAGCAGGGGUAGAGGCGGGCAGGGCAGGAGAGGCGGGCGGCGUGGGCGCACCAGUGGCGCAGUUGACAUGGAUGGCGACGCCAGCGACGCCGACGGCGAGUUGCGGGCGGCUCUGGCCGCGUCCAUGGCUCUGCAGCAGGAGGACGAGGGGCUGCGGUUUGCCAUGGAGGCUAGCAUGGCCGACGCGGCCGGGCUCGGGGUGGGUGGCGUUGGCGGUGGUGACACCGGGGCUGCGGCGGGCGAAGCCGGCGGCGCCCACGCAGGCGACGCGGAGGAGGCGGCGUUGGUUCAGAUGGCGCUGGAAGAGAGCGAGCGGGAGGCGGAGAUGGCGGCAGUCCUGGCUGGCGCUGGUGGUGCGGGCCGCGGCGGCGGUGGCGGUGGAGGCGCGGCCGGAGGUGGUGGCGGAGGCGGCGACGCCGCUGAGUUGGGGGAGGACGGAGCAGGGCAGCAAGGGGAUGCAACGUCUCCUAUGGAGUCGGACGCGGAGGCGGUGGCGGCUGCGAUGGCGGCGAGCCUGGCGGACGCCGCGGCACCCACGCCGCCGCGGCUUACGCCGCCGCCGUCGCUCAUGAGCGCGCCGCCGCUGCGGCCGUCGCAUCUGCGGCCGCUGGCCCUGAAGUCCGACGAGGCGGGCGAUGACCUGAAGGGCUCGGUGCACAACAGCCCCAAGUCCGGCCCCGCUGCCGCCGCCGCAAUCAAGGGCGAAACAAUCGGCAAGGCUGGUGGCGUGGGCGGCAGCGGCUCGCUGGUGUCCGCCAACGCCUACAUGCUGGUGUACCGGGCCGUGGGGCUGCAGGAGCCGCCGCCGGCCCGCACCGUGGAGGAGCUGCCGGCGGCGCUGCAGGCGGCCGUGGCCGAGGUGGCGGCGGCCUACGCGGACGAGUGCGACGUGUACCAGCGGCAGCGCGACGCGCUCAAGACGCAAGUGGAAGAGCGGCGGCGCUCCGUGCGUGAGCUACUCAGCUGCAUCAGCCCGCGGCUGCCGCUGCAGACCUCGAGUCAGCAGCCGCUGCAGCAACAGCAGCCGGAGGUCAUUGGAGACGACGAAGACUCGGCUGAUGCCUCGGCGCCCCAGGAGCAACAGCAGCAGCAGCCCGGCACAGCGGGGUACUGGGUGUCAAUGCCUUGGCUUGAGCAGUGGGCCAACGAUGAGGGCGCGCCGCCGCCCAUUGACAACGGCCCCAUCACGUGCGCCAUACACAGCCGAGCAGGCGCGCGCGGAGGUGCUGCUGCCGGGGCAGCAGGCGGCGCGGGGGACAGUCAAAGCCAAGGUGGAGGAGGCGGGGCCGGCACUGGGAGCUGCUUGGACCCUGCCAAGGUUGCGGCUGCCAAGUUGGUAUCGGCCGAGGCCUGGGAGCGUCUUCACGCGGCGCACGGCGGCGGGCCGGUGCUUGCGGCGGGCGACGUGUGCCGGCAGUGCCUUGAGGGCAGCGCCAGCCAGGCACUGCUCGGCAACCAGGCGGAGGAGGUGCGGCGGCGCGUCGCGGCACUGCUGGAGGCGGGGCCGGCGGCGGGCGCCGAGGCAGAGUGGGAGGAGGCUGAGGUAGAGGAGGCGAUGGACGCGGAGGAGGACGCCUCGCCGCGCUCGUUCUGGGUGUCACGCCUGUGGCUGCAGGGCUGGUCCAAACGCCAGGGCGCCAGCGUCAAGGCCGAGAAGUCGCCCACCGCCGACCUGGCCUGCCCGCACGGCGAGCUGCAGCCGGCGCGCGCCGCCAAGCGUGUGGCCGUGCCCGCCGACAUCUGGCGCUUCCUGCGGGACCUGUGGCGCCGCCAGCGCCUCGCAGAGGCGCAGGACGCCGCCGCAGGCAAGCCGGCGCCGGUGGGCCGCGGCCGCGGCCACAAGGCCAGCAGCGCAGACGCCGGAGGCGUGAACGGUAGCGCAGGCGCGGGUGUGGGAGCGGGAGCGGGGUCGCCGUCGCCUCCUGCAGUGGACUGUAUGGAUUUGACAGGGGAUGACGCGCCGGGGCUGGCGGCGAGCGGGAAGGCCGGGAAGCGCGAGACGGUGGAGAUCGAUCAGGAUGACCGCGUCAUCGGUGACGACGACGACGACGAGGAUGAUAUGCAGAUGAUUGAUGCGCCGUCGGCGCAGGCUGGUGGCGCGCCGGCGGGGGCUGCACCUGAGGCAGCUGGGGCCGGAGGCCUGCGCGAGGACGAAGACGGCUCGGCAAACAGGCGCUCGCGUGAGGCGUCCGCGGUGCCGCCGUCCCGGGAGGGCACCGCAGACGUGGAGGCGCCAGUGCCGCCGUCGGAGCUGGGCGCCGCCGCAGACGCAGCGGCCGGCAAACCGGCGGCUACGGCUGCCGCCGCCGCAGCGCCUGCGCGCAUACCGACGGCGGCGGAGCUGGAGGCCAUGUGUCCGGAGCUGCCGGUGGGGCGCGUGUUCGAGUGCGAGCUGUGCCGCGAGGCGGCGGGGCAGGCGGCGUCGGCGCACGCGGACAGCCGGCGGCAGCUCGACAUGGAGCGCAACGCGCUGAGCGGCCUCAAGAUGGAGGCCUGGCCGCAGCUGACGCCCGGCUGCCAGUACUACAUGGUGCCCACGUCCUGGGUCCGGGAGUGGCAGCAGUACGUGCGCGUGCUGCCCAAGGGAACGCCGGCGGCGCCGCGGCCUAGCUCCCUGUCCGCCGCCAUGCUGCGCGUGCUGUGCCCCUGCCACCCGGACGAGCCACGCCUUGGCGUGCCGCCCCCGCGCCUGACUGUCAGCAAGCGCAGCCGGCUCUCGCAGCUGGAUCUGGAGCAGGACCCCAUGCGCCUCAUCACCCAGGAAGACUGGGACCACCUGCGCCACGUCUACCUGCGCGACCUCAACAACGCCUCGUCCGCCGCAGCAGCCGACGCUUACGCGGUCGCAGGCACGAGCACAGGCACAGUAGGCGGACGUGACGUGGGCGGCGGCAAGCGCCGCGCUUUCCAGCGCGCCAGCGCCGCCAUCGCAAACGGCGCGCACGGUGCCGAGGAUGGCGACGCCGGCGCGGGCUAUGCCGUCGGGUCAAACGGUAACGGCAGAGCGCUGCUGCAGGAGGACGGCGCCGCCGAUGUGGUCGUGAAGGACGGGGCCGAUGGAAGCAGCGGCGCGGCGGCGAACGCAGCCCAGCUGGCGGCGGUUGCGCACGGCUUCACCGCUGACGUCGCACAGCUGGUUGAGGAGCAGCAGGACACGGGCGCGGCAGCGACGGUAUCCGCAUCCGCGGCAACAGGGCGCAUCGGCGGUGGCAGCAGCCGGCGGCGAGGCGACGGCGGCGAGGCGGCCGGGGCAGUGCGGGCGCCGGACGUGUUGGUGUGGCCGCCGGUGUGCUGGGCGGCUCUGGCGGAGCAGGGCCGAGCGGCGCGCGAGGCGGCGCUGGUGUAUUCGGAGGCCGAGGUGAUGGUGGAGCUGGUGGCGGCUGAGGACCUGGAGGGCGCGUUCAAGGAUAGCGGUGUCGGACUUGAGCGGCGCUCACGGCGCACCCGCAAGGGCCGCACCUCCAUCACCGUCAGCAAUACCACCACCCUGGAGCAGCUCAAGCUACAGAUCUUCGAGAGCCUGUCCAUCCACCCCAAGAACCAGACGCUAUACGUCCGCGGCGACGACGGCUCGCCGCGGCAGCUGCAGGGCGAUGAGCUGAGUCUGGCGCAGCACGAGGUGCUACCGGGCGCGGAGCUGCGGCUGGUGCGGCUGCGGCUGGUGGACGACGACGACGACGUGGCUGGGCUGUUCGGCGAGGGCCGGGCCAAGCGGCGGCAGGUGGAGGAGGGCUUCAAGAACACUGCCUUGCAUGGGGACCUGCCGCUGCAGCAGCAGGAGGCAGCGGCAGGCGCCGAGCAGGGCGCCGAUCAAGGCAGCAGUGGGGCUGCUGGAGUGCAGGAGGCAGUUGAGGACGACUCGCAUGUGGUGUGAUGGCGCAGGCGCUGCAUCCUGGAUGGCGGCCAAACCGGUGACACAUGCAGAGCUCAGGUAGUUGCGGACUGUUGUUGUGGAGGAAGCGAACUGGCAAGGCUUUGCCAGCACCCACAUGUUGCGGUGGCGCAACAUGUGGGUCUCCUGUAGGUGAGACGAAGGGAGCAGGCAAGGCCACGAGGAGGAGAACGUUGUGGCGCACGUACCGUAACCGGCAAAGGCAGCGGCGCUGGCGCACAGGUGUACGGUCAGGGUUUCAUGCGCGCAAGCGUUCUAUUAGGCCAUGCGCCAAUCAAUUGCCACGGUGUGGUGGCUGUCCUGGCAGCGGUGUGGUAUGUUUAUAUGAAUAGGGCUGGACCUGGCUAUGAUGAUCACGGGAUAGGACGCGGCUGCUGGGGGCGGACUUCGUUAAGCUAUGGCGCGUGUUCAGGCUGUGUGGCCGAACUAAUUUGGCAACAAACGACGUGGCAGCUCUUGCGCAGUCGACGGCGCGACGCCAGCCACAAGCCCACAAAACUCUUCCCACUUGUUUACACUGCGAC